AUGAAAUUCGAUGAUUUACUUGUGAAAUAUUUGGGUGAUUUCGGUCGUUAUCAGUUGAUACAAUUCUCUUUACUAUGUUUACCGAUAAUCUUUACGGCGAUACAUUCAUUAUCAUGGACAUUUGUUGCUUCACCUCUUCCACAUCGGUAUUUUAAUUUAAUUUUGCAAAUAGAUGAUUUAUAG
This is a messenger RNA of Dracunculus medinensis (Guinea worm), 183 nucleotides long. The record is from the annotation of a GenBank genome assembly. NCBI's taxonomy places the organism in Eukaryota, Metazoa, Nematoda, Chromadorea, Rhabditida, Dracunculidae.